Messenger RNA from Venturia canescens, 1486 nucleotides. It is a transcript of the gene DCTN2-p50, whose product is annotated as dynactin subunit 2. Gene Ontology annotation, cellular component: cytoplasm; centrosome; dynactin complex. Gene Ontology annotation, biological process: mitotic spindle organization. The transcript has 6 exons. Bases 124 to 1344 code for a protein of 406 amino acids. The record is from RefSeq and is a predicted model, not a curated record. NCBI's taxonomy places the organism in Eukaryota, Metazoa, Arthropoda, Insecta, Hymenoptera, Ichneumonidae.
UCAACUUCAAAAUGGCUGACAUUCCUUACAUUUUUUUUGUAAAUGUCAAUCUCCCGCUGACAGUUGCAUGAAAUAAUUGGACUUUUUGAAAAUUUUCUAUCUAAUCUUUAGUAUCGAAUCAACAUGGCUGAUCCAAAAUACGCCGAUUUACCGGGAAUUGCAUACGACCAGGCUGAUGUUUAUGAGACUUCGGACUUGCCAGAAGCUGAACAGCUUCCAAUUUAUGCAGAGGAUGAAACAGACUCUAUUGAACGUUUGCACACAAGCGCUACUGAAGCCUUCAAUAAAUUCAAAGGAAAGCGUGUUCUCAGCCAAGGUGUUGAUUUUUCUGACAGGAUUUCAAGAAAACCAAGAACCGGCUAUAAUUCUGUUUUCGGAGACUUGGAGUUGCCAGGUGAGGGGGAGCAAGAAACACCAAUUCAAAAAUCCGAAAGGUUGCAGUUUGAGCUGAAAGAACUUUUCGAAGAAGUUAACACACUCAAAGAGAAAACAAAUGAUGAGGCAGAACAAAAAAGUGUGGCAGAACUUCUGUCCCAGGUUGAGACAAUGGGAAAACAAUUAAAUUGCCUGAAAUUGGAAGAAACACUCAGCAGCAAUCUGGUCGCGACUCUUGCUGAUCCUCAAGGUGCCAGCUUGAAACAAUUGAUGUCGCAGAUAGAGUUAUUCAAGCAAACGGGUUCGACGAAAGUCAGGGAGGACGAAUCGGAACCUACUAAAGUGGAUAAUUCGCAAACUGAGCCUGGAAUAUUAAAAUAUCAGAUGAUGUAUUUGCCGGAAAAGGCUCGUCUUCAGGAAUCUCAAAGGAUAGCGGGAGUGGAGCAAAGAAUCGCUAGAUUGGAAAAUGUUUUAGGCGCGAGUAACGAGAAACUUGGAAAAUUUUCGCAAACUCUGAAGACCCAAGGAAUCGUCGAGGCGGUUCAACAAUUGUGCGCAAAAUCAGCCUUGCUCGACAGCACUCAGAUCGAGGCAAUGACGAGUAGGCUCUCAACGCUUUCUCAUCGAAUGGACAAUUUAGCACAGAAAAAAUCGGCUGCUCAACAAGACACGGAAAGAGAACAAAAAAUUGUGGAGAUGUACGAAAUCAUGAAAAAAAUCGAAGCUUCCUCGGACAUUGUACCUCAAACGGUCAAUCGCAUGUUGGCUCUUAGCUCUAUUCAUCAGCAAGCUGCAGAGUUCGGAAAAUCACUGGCGCAAUUAGAGCUUCUACAAACCGACAUAACCAAUGGACUGGACAGCAACAAAGCCUUGCUUAAAGGAGUUCAAGAAAGUUUUGCCUCGAAUUUGGAAUCCAUACGCAACAAUUUAGCAUCUUUGGACGAGAGAGUAAAAAAACUGAACAAAUGAUCAUCCGCACUAAUACUUCAGUUAGAGUUAAUAUGAAACGCACUCGCUUUGUCACUGAUAAAACAAUAAUUGUCAGCUUAUUAUUUAUGGAGCUUCUUUUAUGUGGAGGUAUUAAUAAAUAUUGAGGAAAACACAGAAUAAA